This is a messenger RNA of Spirodela intermedia, 375 nucleotides long. NCBI's taxonomy places the organism in Eukaryota, Viridiplantae, Streptophyta, Magnoliopsida, Alismatales, Araceae. The record is from the annotation of a GenBank genome assembly.
AUGCCAUCCAGUUCCCUCUUGAAUCUGUCUUUAGAGCUUGCAUACAACAUCUUGCUUCUCACCCUUGAGGUAUCAGGGGACCUAUGAACGAAAUAGAAGAAUGCAAGACGGUUGUUAGAAGGAAACAUAAACUGCGAUCUAGAGAUACAGAGGAUGAAACAAUUACCAUGCAAUGAAAAAGAUCUUGCUCUUCUGGCAGUUCUCUUCAGUAACAAAGUCAUAGUCAUAAAUGGCAUAUCGGCACUCAUCUGCAGGAAGACUACCAGCGAAAUCGUCGUAGCUAAGAGCGGGCUCCCCAAGCUUCUCCACAGUAACCUGCUUCACCUUCUCAUCAAUCUUGAAAACAAUAAAACGAUAUGUCCUCUUUGCCUUUAG